AGGUCGUCGGCCAUUUUGUUGUAGCCUAUAGUCUGCGGAGGGGAGGGGAUUUAGCAAUGCUGGAGUCCUCCAGGGGGGUGUUGGGCUGGAGAGUGCCUGCACACUGAGGAGGAGAUUGUUGCAGUUCAACCAAGGCAGCUCCAAAAUGGAGAAAAGCAGGAGUUGCAUGACUGAAAGGAUUUUGGACCUCACCCUGGAGAUCAUCUACCUGCUAAUCGGAGAGGAAUGCAUUAUAGCGAAGAAGAUAUCUGGUGAUCAAGUGAUGCCCAACAGACCUCUCAGUGUGUCACAAAGAUGUAGCAGAAAACGGAGCCCGAAGAUGGAACCUCCAACUCACUCACUGAUAUCUGAGAGGAACAACGACAAGAAGAUCCUAGAAGUCACCCAGAAGAUCAUAGAGCUGCUGACAGGAGAGGUUCCUAUAAGGUGUCAGGAUGUCACUGUCUAUUUCUCCAUGGAGGAGUGGGAGUAUCUAGAAGGACACAAGGAUCUCUACAAGGACGCCAUGAUGGAGAAGCGGCCGCCCCUCACAUCUCCGGAUGGAUCCAGUAAUGGGAACCCACCAGAGAGAUGUCCUCGUCCUCUGUAUUCCCGGGACUCCACGCAGGAACAUCAGGAGGAUCAGGGCGAUUGUGUCUCUAAUUUGAAACCCACGCAGACAGAGGAGGAAAUGUGUGUGAAUACCGUGGUGCAGCACAAGGGGAAGCGAGUUCCUACAGAUGGAUCCGAAAGCAAAAAUCCUCAACAGCAGCAAUGUCUUCAUCCUUUUAUUUCCUGGAAUUGUGCACAGAAAGAUCACAAGGUCUCCUAUGAAGAUCAGCGUGACUGUCGGUCAAACGAUAAAGCUGUAAACACAGAAAGAGCAGAAGACAAAUUUUUGAUGAUCGAUGUAAAGAAGGAGCGCGAAUGUUGGUUGAAUGUUGAAACUGAAGUCAAAGAGAAAGAAGAAAACAAGAUUUUGAGCAUUGAUAUGCAUAAAAAGCAGCAUUUACAUCAGCCCUAUUAUCAAGCUAAAGCCACGGAAAGGGUACAAAACAAAUUUUUGAGGAUCGAUCUACAGGAGGAGCCUGAAUGUCAGUUAAACAAUGAAGCUGAAAUCAAUGAGAACGAAGGUAACGAGAUUUCGAGGAUCGAUGCGAUGAAUGAGAAGCGCGAUCAUCCUAUGAAUAUUAAAGCUAAAGCCAGAGAGAGGCUACAAGACAAAUUUUUGAGGUUCGAUGUACAGAAGGAGCGCGAAUGUCCGUCGAACUUUAAUGCCAAAGUCAAAAGAAAAGAAGAAAACGAGACUUUGAGGAUUGACUGGCAGAAAGAGAAGCAUGAAGAUCGGUCGAAUGUUAAAGCGGAAGUCCCACCGAGCACACAGGACAAAUUCCUGAGGAUCGACGUACAGAAGGAUCGGGACUGUCCGUCGAAUAAUAAAGCCGACCUCAAAGAAAAAGAAGAAAGGCUUGACAUGCAGAAAGAGAAGCCCGAGCAUCAGUUGAAUGUUAAAGCGGAGGCCACAGAGAGAGCACAAGACAAAUAUUUAAAGAUCGAUCUACAGAAGGAUCGGGAAUGUCAGUCGAAUGCUAAAGCCGAAGAAAAAGAAGAAAACAAGACUUUGAGGAUCGAUCUGCAGAAACAAAAGCACGAACAUCAGUUGAGCAUGAAAGGUAAAGCCAUGGAGCGAGUAGAAGACACAUUUUCGAGGAUGGAAAUGCAGAGGAAGCGCCACCACGAGCGCCGGUUGAACUUUAAAGCCGACGUCGCAGAGAGGCAAGAAAACACGUUUUUGAGGACCGAUGCGCAGAAGGAGUGGGAAUUUCCCUUCCAAAGAUCCGUUAUUCGAAAUACACCAAAGAGGUGUUCCAGUCCUCUUGAUCACUGGGAUUCCACACAGGAACAUCAAAAGGUCCUCCAGGACGAAAAGGGCAAACCUUUACCUAAUAUUAAAGUUGAAGUGACGGAGAGUGACGAUGAGAUGUAUUUGUGGAGAGACCCGAUGUGUAAAGAAGAGGACGUUUCCACAGAUGGGUCCAACAACAGGAACACACCGGAGAGAUGUCGAAGCCCUCUUUACUCCUGGGAUUCUCCCCUGGAAAAUCACAAGAACUUAUCAAAAUAUCAGGAAGAAAGGUUGUCUCAGUAUCAAGCUGGAGGUAGAGGAGCACCAGAGAAGAUGUAUGGUAGGGGUGUGGAACAGCGUAAAGAGGGAAUUCCUUCAGAGAUUGGCUCGGAUGGAAGAUACACGGGGUACAAUAUGGAUAAAUGUCCCAUGAUCUUUCCAGACAGUGAAAUGGAAGAUGAUGUCACAAGAGAUUCUUUAGAAGAAGCGGGCAUUGAUGCAAAUCUCUAUUCAAUACCUCACGGUGUGGGUCAAUCAUCUGGUCCCUCUACCCUUGCGGGGAGCUUACUUGGUCACUUACCUCCAGUCCCCAAUCGUACAUAUCGAAGAAGGGGUGAAACGUUUAUGUGCUUCGAGUGCGGCGAAUGUUUUACGGCCAAAGCAAAACUUUUCAAACACCAGCGAGAUCACAUAGUGGACAAACCACACUCCUGCCCCGAUUGCGGGAAAUGCUUUGUUGAAAAGUCGCACCUCGUCAAUCACCAGAGGAGUCACUCGGUGGAAAAGCCCUAUUCCUGUUCCAUAUGCGGAAAAUGUUUCGGAGAAAAGGGGCAUCUGGCCAAUCACGAGAAGAGCCACGCCAACGAGAAGGAGUUUUUCUGCUACGAGUGUGGCAAAUGUUUCACUCAGAGGGGACACUUCAACAGACACCAAAGACUUCAUACAGGGGAGAAGCCAUAUCCAUGUCCUGAAUGCGGGAAGUGUUUUCCACAUCGAGAAUAUCUCAUUAGGCACCAGAGGGUCCAUGCGGGGCAGAAGCCGUUUCCAUGCGCGGAGUGUGGGAAAUGUUUCACUGACAAGUACGAUCUUGCCAAACAUGAGAGAAUUCACAGCGGUCAUCGGCCAUACUCAUGCCCCGAGUGUGGGAGAGGCUUUACGCAAAAAUCAAACCUGGCUAGGCAUGUUAGAGUCCAUGCGGACUACAGCCGUAUUCACGUUCUGACUGUGGAAAACGGCUCACUAGAAGAGCCUUCCUCAUCUACUAUCUCCGUCCCCACGAAAGACGAGACGUUCCUGUAUCAGGAUAUGACUUCUGAGUAAGAGUACGUUCACUUUAGCUGUUCCUUCUAUAUCUGAAGGGGAAAGAAAACUCAGCUCUAUGUAGGUUGCCCCUUUUUUUUUUUCUUCCCUUUGAACAUUAUUACAAUGCAGCGUUGACACGGCUGUCCCUCUUACUAACAUUGUGUCCAUUAGAAAUCAGGUGAUCAUUUUCAUGCCCUCUUUUCUCUGGGAAUCUGGUGGGCUCAAUCACCUGGGAGUUGGUUACAUUAUACGGACAGAAUUAUGUGGAAAUCCCUCUAAAGGAUUGAGUUCCAGUGAAGGGUACUAUAGUGCUACAGAAAUUUCCAACGGUUUGGAGAAGCCCCCUUUCUGUUGUGACAUCACUGUGCCCUCCGUGUACAAAGCCAGCCCCAAUAAAGACAUGGUUUGACCAUGGUGCUAGAUUAUGAACGCUGCUUAAGCUGGAGAAGCCAUACUCCUGCAGUCACCAGGGAGAAAGGGUGGCAAAUGUGCUCAUCUGAAGCAAUGCAUGUAUAAAAUCAAAGAAGCACCCCACUCCCAUCCAGCCAACUUAAUGUAGACUUGAAAACGGCCUCAGCCCGUGAGUUUCUGCCAAAGCCACACCCCCCUGACGUGUUUCACUACUCCUACUAUGAUUAAGUCCAGUGGGUGGGGCAAAACAUGUCGGGGGACGUGGCUUUGGCAGAGACUCGUGGGCUGAGGCUGUUUUGAAGUCUAAGCUAAGUUGGCUGGACGGAAUGCAGCGCUUUCUUGAUUUUAAGCAUGGUUUGACCAAGUUUGCUCUACAGGAACUUGAGUGGCCUAAGCAGAGCUCUGGCCUCAACCCUACACAUUUAGAUUGAAUUGGAAUGCUGACUGUAAGCCUGAUUUUUUUUUUUUUUUGUACCCAACCUCAUAAAUGCUUUUUCAGCAGAAUGGGUACAGAUUUCCAUAGACAUGUCGAAACUUUGUGGAAAACCUUCGCAGAAGGGUAAAGACUGUUAAAGGUGGGGCAACGCUGUAAUAAAUGCAAUGGUUUUGGAAUGUGAAGCAACUCCGAUAAUAAAUGCAAUGGUUUUGGAA
This is a messenger RNA of Rana temporaria (common frog), 4189 nucleotides long. RefSeq lists its product as uncharacterized. The record is from RefSeq and is a predicted model, not a curated record. Bases 146 to 3145 code for a protein of 999 amino acids. The transcript has 10 exons. Lineage: Eukaryota; Metazoa; Chordata; Amphibia; Anura; Ranidae. Gene Ontology annotation, biological process: regulation of DNA-templated transcription.